Molecule: messenger RNA, 2737 nt
Organism: Ruditapes philippinarum (Manila clam)
Lineage: Eukaryota; Metazoa; Mollusca; Bivalvia; Venerida; Veneridae
Product: interleukin-6 receptor subunit beta-like
Exons: 10
Coding region: 34-1692 (552 amino acids)
Molecular function (GO): protein binding
Source: RefSeq, a predicted model, not a curated record
AUAUUUGAUACAAAUUACGACAAGUUGCGUGAAAUGGGACGUAUCGCAAGAAUGUUGUUGUUGUUGUUGUUGGCCUGCUAUAUAACAUAUGGAGGAGCUUUCUUUACCAAUGUACAGAAGAGGUUCAACGGUGAAUUGUUACCGGCCGAUCCGCUCGUGUGUACAACACAGAAUGUUACUUUCACAUGUGUACUGAACGACGACCCAGUAUCGAACUUUUCCAUUGGCUUUACCUUUAAAACUAGAGAAACAAAUGGAAAAUUUGUUACUGUAGAUCAGAAUAGAGUCACACAUAUAAACGAGACGAUGGCUCAAUAUACGGUGACCUCUAUCCCGCCUCUUUCGGAUGUCAACAAGCCCUACUUCAUGUAUGUUAAAAGCUUUUACUGGCAAGAAAUCGGCGAUAUUAAUGAAACAUUACAGCUUGGAACCACCACUUCAGUUCGUGUUUACCCAAUGCCCGAAGAGGUGAAAGAUUUUGCCUGUAUCGUGAAUAAUUACAAGACGAUGAUUUGCUCCUGGAAGUACGGGACAGAUUACGGCAAUUACAUGCCGGAAGUCAUCUUUUUGUGGAGGAUCCCAUACUACAGUACAUCUUGGACCGAAUGUAAAUACUUAAACACCAAAGAUGGGUCCUGCACAUGGAAUGAAACAAGGGCUGGAUAUUUCAAAAAUUCUAACAUCACCAUUAGACUGACGUUGAAACAGCGGUGUAAAAUUGACGUCACUUCCGAGUUUCAUAUAGAUACGUCAAAAAUAGUAAAGCCGGAUCCUGUUUCCAGUAUCAGAUCUAACGUUAUAAGCAGUACUUGUAUCACGUUGCUAUGGAAGGCCGCAAAUUCUGGACCGUUUUAUCCGAAAGAACAUUUAAUUACAGUGUCGAGUCGUGGAGUUGCUGUAACUAACAGCACGCUAACGACGACAAUGGACAGCGAACAAUUUGAACACACACAUACGUUUUGUGGUCUGCAUCCAUACACAGCAUACAGUUUUAGCGUUCGCAUUAGACCUACUGGUAUUUACUCGGGGUACUAUAGCGAACCUGUUAUACAUACGUCCACGACUUAUUCCGACAUUCCAAGUGCAAGUCCCGAUGUUACAGAUUACAGGUGGGACCAAAGAGAAUGUGAAGAUGGAGGAGAAAAAAGACUGGUGUGUUUGUUUUGGAAGCCAAUAAAAGCGGAGAAUCAGAACGGACCAAUGAAAGGGCUGCAAGGUGAGUUCACGGCAUUACCACCUGCCAAUCAUAUCAUCAAAGAGGACUGGGCGGCGGGAGUGACGUAUGGCUGUUCUUAUAUUCUGUGUAACACGAGUUAUCUGUUCACGAUAAAAGCAAGAAAUAUAAAUGGUACAUCAAAACGAGGCUCAGCUGUUACCAUACCAGCCUUUGUGUCAGGUUCCAUCAUAGAUGUUGACCAUGAACUAAAUGUUGGACAUGCAACUCCAAACAAUGAACAGAAUGUUCCGCCUGUUGAAGUCACUGGUACAAGUAUUAAUGGGGAAGCAAGCGGUAAUGGACAAGAAGAUGACGGUAUACCUACAUGGGUUGGUUACCUGUUAAAAGAAAUAUCUGAAGUAAAACAACAAAUGAAAGUUGUCGGCAAACUAGAGUAUGCUGUACAAAAUAUUAGUAACAGAAUUAAAGAUAUUGAGGGAAUACUCAAUCGAUUCGAAACACGCCAAAUGCAGUAACUAUUAACUUGAUGGAGAUGAUAGAUGUGACUGUUUAUUGAAAAUCAACGUACUGCAAUAAAUGUAAUAUCAGUCCGAUGUAAAUUUGAUGAAACAUUUUCUAUAUAAGCAAAACAUGAUUUGAAAGUUUAUUGUUAUAUACAUGUGGGAAUCUUACUCAUUGUUAAAUUUGAUUCAAAAGGAAAUUUUUGGUUGCAUGUGCUUUAUUAUUAUUAUUUUAUAGCGUGCGAGCGUGCGUCCGUGUGUGAUUUGUGUGUGGUUUUUUUUUUCUCUUUAUCAUUUUAUUUGUUUGUUUGAUUUUGAUACAUGUUGUUUCAACGUGAUGUUUUGUCUUAUUUUGCUAAUAUCGAACAAAAUAGUCGACUGUUAAAUGACUCAAAAUAUGUAAAUGGUAAUGUUACUGGUGUAGAAAAGUGAUGAAUAAAAUUAAAGAUAUACUGUGCUUUUUUCCUGCCAAAAAAUUCUAACAUCGGCCAAUAUCGUAAAAAAUCGGUCAUUUCCGGAACAUUAUUUUCCACAAUUUCCGAUAUUCAAUAAUUUUAACCAUUUAUUAUCGCAAUUUAGUACAUAGCGAUGAAGAAUGAGUGAUUGUAAAUAAUCUAAUGCUCAAGAUUUUUUUUUAAAAGAGUUCCGGAAAUAUCCGAUUUGCAAAGAUAUUGGCCGAUGUUAGAAUGAGCAUUACAGAAAGGCUAUGCUCAAAAAUAAAAAAAUAAAAAACAUUUAUUGCAGAAUUUUUUAAUUUUUUUUUGAAAUCUAGUUUAUUCUUUCUGAAUAUGUCUAAUUUUAAAAAGUGAAUUUGUAAACUAUGUUUAGGAAGCAGCAUUCCUAUAACUUGACAAAUUAAGUUGGUCUAUCCUUAUAAAAACUGCCAGCGUUAUUAAUGACACUAUGUAAUCAUACGGUGAUUACAAGAAAUGUGUGUAGAGCUUAAAACGUAAAAAAAAUUUUUUUCUUUAUUCAAAAAAUGUUUAGGUUACAUUUUAAAAGAGACUGUAUAGAAAUUAUCUUUUUUUUUUUUCAAAUAUCAAAUUUAAGCAUUAUAUAU